Molecule: messenger RNA, 2252 nt
Organism: Hermetia illucens (black soldier fly)
Lineage: Eukaryota; Metazoa; Arthropoda; Insecta; Diptera; Stratiomyidae
Product: GATOR complex protein WDR24-like
Exons: 4
Coding region: 105-2147 (680 amino acids)
Biological process (GO): regulation of transcription by RNA polymerase II
Cellular component (GO): nucleus
Molecular function (GO): DNA-binding transcription factor activity, RNA polymerase II-specific; zinc ion binding; sequence-specific DNA binding
Source: RefSeq, a predicted model, not a curated record
UCAAAUAAGAAAAGUGACAUUACGACAGUAAACAAAUUUCCACAUAUGAUUUUAUUGAAAAUUUUUCAAAUUCAGUCCGCAUAAUUCAACUAAAUCGGACUAAAAUGAACUUCAAAGAGAUUUGUCGAACAUGUCUGCUAGCGAACGAUACAAUGUUUCCGCUAUUUAACGCGAACGUGAGGCUUGUAGAUGCCGGAACUGAGACUGCUACCAUUGUCGAUCUACUGAAAAUGUUCACCAAAUUGCUGCUAUCACGAAACGAAGGCUUCCCGGAGAAGAUAUGUAGCAAUUGUUUGGAUGACAUUAUGCGUACCUAUAACUUUAGAAUAAAAUGCGAACGCUCCGAGACGGCUUGGCGUCAAGCUAAGAACAGAGAUAACGAUAAGGUCUGUCGAACAUGCUUGGACUCCAAUGAUUCCAUGUAUACACUUUAUAAUCAAAUAUUAUUCACGAUUGGGAAUGAAAGCGCUUCCGUUAUAGAUUUAAUAAAAAACUUUACAAACAUUUUGAUAUCACUUGAUGACGAAUUUCCCAAAUGGAUCUGCAAAAGUUGCAUUGACGAGAUGAAAAUAUCAUACGCAUUAAAAGUGAAAUGUGAGAACUCUGAACGCACACUAGAAUCUUACUUGAAAGAGACACAAAUGAAGGCUCAAGCUCAGAACGGCAAUCAGAUAGUGGCGCUAAACGAAAUGGAUAUUUCACAGUUGGAAUUUAUUUGCAUGAAAGAUGAGAGUGGUGGCAUGGAGGCAAAUGAAAAUUUCAUUAAAAACGUUGACUGCGGACCUGGCAAUGAAGUUUUAUCGAACGACCUCAAUGCAAAAAACAAUUCAAAUGGUCAUCAACAACAUCAGCAACAGCAGCAGCAUUCUCAACAUCAACAGCAGCAACAACAACAUUCACAGCAAUCACAACAACAACAGCACCGAACUCAUCAGCAGCAACAGCAACACAUCAUGAACGUGGCGCAUGCAAACCUGGCAGCCAAUUCCAGUAAUGCAAGUGCGCAACAAGCACAUCCUCAACAACAGCAAUCCCAUCAGCAACCUCCGCCACAGAAAGUAGUAAAACUAGACCUACUCAAACUCUACCCCAACUCACUGCUCGACCAGAACUUUGCCAUUGAAGAGGUUAUCGAAGAUAACAUGAAUAAUAUGACGGGAGCAGUUGCAUAUGAGCCAGGCAUCAUACGUGGGUCCAUCAUUGAUCCCAACAACAUACAAUUGGCCUCUAAUGAAGAGGAAAUUAUAGAGGAGAACAUCAAUGAUUCUAAUUUGUUGGAAGACUGCGAAAUCGAGGAAGUUGUUGAGAAUGACGACAUGGAGCAACAUCAUGAUCAGGACUCGAGCCAUCAGUUUAUUGAAAGUCGCAACAAUUCUCAAUUUGGCGACUCGGAUUUGGACGGUACGAAGUUAAUGUCUACGUCGAAUUUAGAUGGAUCCGGUUUGGAUUUAGAUGACAACCGAACAGAAUUGGAUAAUGAUGGAAUUGAUGAAGCUUAUAAAUGUCCUGGUUGUUCUACUGUCUUUUUAUAUAAUGAAACGUUGCGGAAGCAUAUUUUCGAAAAUCAUACCAAUAAGGACUUAUGCAUGAUUUGUAACAAGGUCGUUUACAACAACAUGUGGAUACAUGUUAUCAAUCAUAUUCCAAAAAAUCAUCACUGUCCCGAAUGCGGUAAAGGUUUCAUUGCCCGCUCAUAUGUACGAUCUCACAUGAAUAACGUACAUCAUCACUUGAAGCUCGCCACCCCAACAAAGCAGCGUGUACAAUGUCCAGAAUGCACCAAGUCAUACGAUAGAAAAUCUGAUUUACAUAAACACAUGCUCGAACAUACAAACUCCUAUGCACGUUGCGAUUGUAGUCAUCCCGGUGAGCAUAAAUCGGAGGAUACAGAAGCGGAACCUGAAGAGAAAAAACCAUUCACUGCACAACAAAAAUCCACAUUUCAAUGUAGCGUAUGUAGUCGGGAGUUCCCAACUCAAUUAGCUCUGGACACACAUUUUGCAACAAAACACAGUGAGGAUAAGAACUUCAGAUGUACAUUGUGUUCGUCAACUUUCCGACUGAAAGGAUAUUUAUCCAAGCAUGUCAAGAAUGUACAUAAGAAGAAGAACGUGAAUGAUUUCAUGGAGAUUUUGGGUAAAUCUUGAAAUACAUUUAGCAUAAAUUUAUUGUAUAUUUGUUUUUAAGUUGAUUCUUUUUAUGAUUUUCGUCUCUGUUUAAUGUGUAAGAGUAAUAAAUUUAAUGUAAAAGUA